Molecule: messenger RNA, 1404 nt
Organism: Auanema sp. JU1783
Lineage: Eukaryota; Metazoa; Nematoda; Chromadorea; Rhabditida; Rhabditidae
Source: the annotation of a GenBank genome assembly
AUGGUCGAAGAGCAUGAGAAGGUGCAUUUACCUAUCUUUGUUCAGCCAGUAGUCAAUUCAAAUGAGUCUCUUGUUGUUUCUGUUAAAAUGUAUUUACAACAAAUACUAGACGUCGAUGAGAAGAAUCAAGUUUUAACUUUAACAGCAUGGAUUGAAUACCAAUGGACUGAUUACAAACUCAAAUGGGAACCUUCUGAAUAUGGAAAUAUCAAAGAUAUUCGAAUUCCGGGUGAUGGUCACACUAUUUGGCGUCCAGAUGUUUUGUUAUAUAAUAGUGCUGACGAAAAUUUUGAUUCGACUUACCCUGUGAACUAUGUGGUCAGUCAUACAGGGCAUGUCUUACAAGUUCCUCCUGGAAUUUUAAAGCUAUCAUGUAAAAUAGAUAUUACUUAUUUUCCUUUCGACGACCAAAUAUGUCAUUUGAAAUUCGGUUCUUGGACGUACAGCGGAAACUUUAUUGAUUUAAGAAUAAAUGGUCCUGAUGGUUAUAACAUAUCUGAACAAGGAAUGGAUAUAUCAUAUUAUAUAGAAAAUGGAGAAUGGAAUUUACUUGCAGUACCAGCUCGAAAUGAAACAAACGUUUUUGAUGGGGAACCAUAUCCUUCCAUCUAUUUUUACUUAAUUAUUCAAAGAAGAACUUUGUACUACGGCUUGAAUUUGAUUAUCCCUUCUCUACUGAUAUCUUUGAUGACAGUGCUUGGAUUCACGUUACCGCCUGAUGCUGGAGAGAAGAUUACUUUGGAGAUCACAAUCCUUUUGUCUGUUUGUUUUUUUCUCAGUAUGGUUGCUGAGAUGACACCUCCAACUUCUGAUGCAGUUCCUCUAAUAGGUGCUUUCUUUUCCUGUUGUAUGCUGGUAGUGUCGGCGUCUGUAGUUUUCACUGUUCUCGUUCUGAACCUUCAUAAUAGAAAACCUGAGACUCAUGAAAUGAGCCCUUUUUUAAGAGAAUUCCUAUUAGUAUGGUUACCGGGUGUACUCGUCAUGCAGCGACCUAAUUUGUCUAGUGCAGAAGAGCAGGAAUGUGAAUUGGCUCCAGCUUGUGUACGAAAACGUUAUCAACCGACACUCCCUCCUGUGCCUGAUAGUGAUAUGUUGACAUCGGUUGAGACCCCCAUGUAUCAUUCACUCGUUAUCGAAAAAGGAAAAUGUACUUCAAUUUGCAAAUCUGAACCUAAUGAGUUAACGAGGUAUUUGAAAAACGCUUGUUCAGAGCUCAAGAAAAUUUCGGGACAAAUCAAAAUAAUACGCAAACGUAGUGACGAAGAGGAGAGAGAUGAAUUGGUUGAGAACGAAUGGAAGUUCGCUGCCAUGGUGAUCGACAGAUUAUGUUUAUUCGUUUUUACAGUUUUUAUUGUUGUAUCUACUUUUGGAAUAAUGCUUUCUUCUCCCCAUCUCAUUGCUUGA